Enterobius vermicularis (human pinworm) is the source of this 1821-nucleotide messenger RNA. The record is from the annotation of a GenBank genome assembly. NCBI's taxonomy places the organism in Eukaryota, Metazoa, Nematoda, Chromadorea, Rhabditida, Oxyuridae.
AUGAAAUCGUAUUUUGCUGACGCCCUUCAACUGUUGAUUCAUGGUGAUUUUGGAAAUUUUGAAAAACUCCUGAAACAACAUCCCGAAUUGCUGGAAAUCAAAGCUGGCAAAAGAUCGCUGUUAACAUUUGCAGUGCUUAACGAUCGGCUUCGACCAGCCCAAUAUUUGCACAAGAAAGGUUUUUUGUUUUUUGAUGGGGAUGAUAACGGUGUAACCGCUGUACACUGGGCAGUACUCGCUGAUGCAGAAAAAUGUCUUAAGUAUAUUUUGAAGAUAUCACAAGCUCCACACGAAAUACCCUGGGUGCUACUGAAAGACUGCCAUGGUGUAACGCCGGUACAUUUAGCCGCAAAAUUAGGACGCACAAGAAUCUUAAAAUUACUGCUUGAUGCGGUUGAUGAUCCAGACAGAUUCUACGAAGAAGCUCUCGACAACUAUAAACGAUCUGCACUACAUUACGCGGCAGCUUGUGGUAGGGUUGCAUGCUGUGAACUCUUGUUGGAUUGUAGCAUUCAACUGCAACCGGAUCAACGGGAUGACAACAAUCAAACACCGCUGAUGUGUGCUGCGGCAAGCGUAUAUCCAGACGGUGCGUUAGCCAUAACUGCGAGAGUUGUGCGGCUGCUCGGUACAAGACUUUUACAAAGCGGGAAACGGUCAUUACUAACAGCUCGCGAUAAAGAUGGCCGUACAGCUUUACAUCUUGCGGUUCUUGCGUCAAAUGAUCAAGUUAUUGAUGUUCUAUUAGAUGAAUUGCAGGGUUUACCCGAGACAUUUGACAACGAGGGACGAACGCCAUUGCAUUAUGCAGCACAUCGAGGACUUUCGGGAGUGGUAAAAAAACUGAUAGAUGCAAAAGCAAGAAACGUAACAAGAGAUAAGUUUGGUGUAACGCCGGCUCAUUAUGCAGCCUCUGAAGGACAUUUGACAGUCUUAGAGUUGCUGCUUCAGACAAGGCAGAAUCUGCAAGAAGUAUACGAUAAAGAUAGGCGAUCAUGUCUUAUAUGGGCUAUAAUAAGUGGGCGAGUCGAAAUAGUCAAACAUUUACUGGAGAAAUUUAACUACGAUAUAAACGAUAAGGAUAAAUAUGGAUAUACAGCAGUACAUCACGCUGCACAUGUUGGUAACACUCAGAUAAUAAAAAUGUUAUUCAAAUUUCGAGACGGAUGCAACAUCAACAGCGUCGACAAUAAUAAAGCAACACCACUUCAUCUAGCUGCUGGAAGAGGCUUGACAGACGUUGUUCGAUGUCUAAUAACACUUGGUGCGAUUCGGGAAAGUGAAGACUUUCAGAACAGAACUCCAGUGUUUUAUGCAUGUUUGGGUGGUCAAGCACAUACAUUGAAAGUCAUGUUAAAUGAAUUGGACUGCGAACCACAAACAACGGACGCCUUGGGUCGUACAGCACUUCACUGUGCGGCAUUUGCUGGAUUCGUUGCUUGCAUCGAAGUUUUAAUCCAAAAAUCGGAUCAGCUAAUUUAUGCUAAAGAUAAUGAUCAACUAACUGCCUUACAUGUAGCCUGCUUAUCUGGAAAGCUCGACUGUGUGAAAAUACUGCUGCAGUAUGGAGCUCCAGUUAACACCUAUUCAGCUCUGGAAGAAGUUACGGCACUUGAUUGUGCAUUCAUGAAUGGAUAUAAACAGAUUUAUGAUUUUCUCCGAUCUAAUGGUGGUCUGUUGGCAACUGAGCUUAAAGAAAUGGCUGUGAGAAUAAUUCAGCGAUGGUGGAGAUCGCACAGAAAGAAAAAAUUUUGUCGAUCACCUCGCGAUCCAUCACCACCACGUAAUUCCACACAUUUUCGGCAUCAAAGAAUUUUCUGA